AUGCCUGAAGAUAUGGCAACUACCAUACAUCAAUAUGCUGAGGCCGCAGAUAUUGUCAAUCGACGUGAGAUGGCCAGAUUCAUCCAGGAUGUUCGACAGAGAUGGCAUCCAGAAGCGCUGGCGGACUGGGAACUCCCUCGUGCCGAAGGGCUUGCCUUCGGAGACAGGGAGCCACACCGUGACGGCGAAUUAUGCGAAGCGGAACUCAAGAAUGAAGUCCUCCUUCUGCGAAACACAGAUGACUUGAUGAAUCUCAUUCCCAAGCCUUUGACAGACCCUGCUCCACAAAGUGAAGUGAAGAAAGGCUGCAUGCUCUAA
Messenger RNA from Recurvomyces mirabilis, 318 nucleotides. RefSeq lists its product as uncharacterized. The record is from RefSeq and is a predicted model, not a curated record. Lineage: Eukaryota; Fungi; Ascomycota; Dothideomycetes; Mycosphaerellales; Teratosphaeriaceae. The transcript has 2 exons. Bases 1 to 318 code for a protein of 105 amino acids.